AGCCGCUGUUCUGCCCCGCGGGGGCAUCCGCUGGGUCCCCGCGCCGUUGUCAAGACCGGGGACCUGGACGCAGCGGAGAGAGGUGCCGCCGCCCGCCCCGUCCAGUCGCCGCGCGCAGGCACUGCAGUCAGCGGUGAACUGACUUCAUCCCAAUCCCUCAGCCCCCACCAGGACCAGUCUGGAGUCCCUCCCCUGCCCCCAUUGAAAUUUCCCUUCCGUCCCCAAACUUACCUCUGAUCUAGACCUUACUCACCUCCUUCCUGUUUCCUAAGACUCCUUCCUGCCGUCCACAGACCGAGCCUUUUAUCUUUGUCCACCCUGUGCCAGACACCUCCUUUUCCAGAACCUUCUCCUUACUGGUGACCUUACUUAUCUCUGUUGCUUUCUGGGGUCCUAGGAAAUGCCAGCACUCCCACCCACAUUGCCUGAACUUUCCAACACUCCCUAACUGCGCUGUGUCCUAUCUCAACACUUUCUCAUGUAUUUCUUGUGUCUUCUAGAACAUUCCCCCGCCAUUAUUACUUCAAUAUGGCUACACAUACUUCCUAAUUGCCCUGCAAACCAUCUCCUUCUCACCAUUGCCCAGCGAUGCUUUCGUCUCCUCCAUAAACACUCCCGGAGACCAAUUUUUGUGUCACCCCCAUACUCCCUCGUUGACACACUGACUCCAUACAUAACCUCCUUGAAAAACCUCUUUAUUAAUCUCACCAUCCUCCAGACUUCCCUCCUGUCAUAAUUCCAUCCCUCCUCCAACUUUUCCCUCUCAAGCUCUGCCCUUCCCAGCCCAGCCCAGCCUACCCAACCUCAUCUCUUCCCUGUAGACCACAUCCCACCAUGUUCCCCUGAGCCUCCAAGGAAGGGGCUCAGGGGGCCCCAUGGCCUCCCGCUCCCUGUGGCCCCACAGCCCCCGUGGGCCAGGGGAAGCGCCCCAGAAGCCGAAGUGCCCACCAUGGGCAACCACACGUGGGAGGGCUGCCACGUGGACUCGCGCGUGGACCACCUCUUUCCGCCAUCCCUCUACAUCUUUGUCAUCGGCGUGGGGCUGCCCACCAACUGCCUGGCUCUGUGGGCGGCCUACCGCCAGGUGCAACAGCGCAACGAGCUGGGCGUCUACCUGAUGAACCUCAGCAUCGCCGACCUGCUGUACAUCUGCACGCUGCCGCUGUGGGUGGACUACUUCCUGCACCACGACAACUGGAUCCACGGCCCCGGGUCCUGCAAGCUCUUUGGGUUCAUCUUCUACACCAAUAUCUACAUCAGCAUCGCCUUCCUGUGCUGCAUCUCGGUGGACCGCUACCUGGCUGUGGCCCACCCACUCCGCUUCGCCCGCCUGCGCCGCGUCAAGACCGCCGUGGCCGUGAGCUCCGUGGUCUGGGCCACGGAGCUGGGCGCCAACUCGGCGCCCCUGUUCCAUGACGAGCUCUUCCGAGACCGCUACAACCACACCUUCUGCUUUGAGAAGUUCCCCAUGGAAGGCUGGGUGGCCUGGAUGAACCUCUAUCGGGUGUUCGUGGGCUUCCUCUUCCCGUGGGCGCUCAUGCUGCUGUCGUACCGGGGCAUCCUGCGGGCCGUGCGGGGCAGCGUGUCCACCGAGCGCCAGGAGAAGGCCAAGAUCAAGCGGCUGGCCCUCAGCCUCAUCGCCAUCGUGCUGGUCUGCUUUGCGCCCUAUCACGUGCUCUUGCUGUCCCGCAGCGCCAUCUACCUGGGCCGCCCCUGGGACUGCGGCUUCGAGGAGCGCGUCUUUUCUGCAUACCACAGCUCACUGGCUUUCACCAGCCUCAACUGUGUGGCGGACCCCAUCCUCUACUGCCUGGUCAACGAGGGCGCCCGCAGCGAUGUGGCCAAGGCCCUGCACAACCUGCUCCGCUUUCUGGCCAGCGACAAGCCCCAGGAGAUGGCCAAUGCCUCGCUCACCCUGGAGACCCCACUCACCUCCAAGAGGAACAGCACAGCCAAAGCCAUGACUGGCAGCUGGGCGGCCACUCCGCCCUCCCAGGGGGACCAGGUGCAGCUGAAGAUGCUGCCGCCAGCACAAUGAACCCCGAGUGGCACAGAAUCCCCAGUUUUCCCCUCUCAUCCCACAGUCCCUUCUCUCCUGGUCUGGUGUAUGCAAAUUGUAUGGAAAAAGGGCUGUGUUAAUAUUCAUAAGAAUACAAGAACUUAGGAAGAGUGAGGUUGGUGUGUCACUGGUCAACCUUUGUGCUCCCAGAUCCCAUCACAGUUUGGCGAUUGUGGAGGGCCUCCUGAAGGAGGAGAUGAGUAAAUAUAUUUUUUUGGAGACAGGGUCUCACUGUGUUGCCCAGGCUGGAGUGCAGUAGUGCAGUCGUGGCUCACUGCAGCCUCCACCUCCUGGGCUCUCCAGCGAUCUUCCCACAUCAGCCUCCCGAGUAGCUGGGACCACAAAUGUGAGCCACCAUGCCUGGCUAAUUUUUGUACUUUUUGUAGAAAUGGAGUCUCACUAUGUUUCCCAGGCUGAUCUUGAACUCCUGGGCUCAAGAGAUCCUCCUGCCUUGGCCUCCCAAAGUGCUCAGAUUAGAGAUGUGAGCCGCCAUGUCUGGCCAGAUAAAUUAAGUCAAACAUUUGGUUUCCAGAAAAUAAAGACAAAUAGAGAAGGUUAGAUUUUUUUUUUUCCAACAAGUGGAUAAAAGUCUGUGACUCGGGGGAAAGUGGAAGGAGAAAUGCAGCCGAUAUAGAGUCAUUAUGUUUGCAAAGCCCCUGGUCAUACAGGCCAGGGAACAUAAGACCGCAAUUCUAAGUUUCUAGAUAAACAGCGAUCUCCAAGUCAAGACUGAGGAUGAAGAGGGAGAAUGUCAGAACUCAAGUGAAGGGCAAUCAGGGCAGACUGCCUGGAGGAGUGAUGCCAGAAGGUUUGGGAAGAAGGUGUGGGACAAGAAGAAAGGGUAUUUAUUCAUUCAUUCAACAGAGGUUUAUGUAGGGCACUGUGCUGGGUGGGGCUGGGGACACAACAAUGACUGAGGCAGCCUGGCCUUGCCUUCACAGGGCUCACCAUACACAAGUAAAUAAAAAAUAUGUAAUGUUUGGAAUUGCUAAA
Messenger RNA from Homo sapiens (human), 3052 nucleotides. It is a transcript of the gene GPR4, whose product is annotated as G protein-coupled receptor 4. NCBI's taxonomy places the organism in Eukaryota, Metazoa, Chordata, Mammalia, Primates, Hominidae. The transcript has 2 exons. Gene Ontology annotation, cellular component: membrane; plasma membrane. Gene Ontology annotation, molecular function: G protein-coupled receptor activity. Bases 950 to 2038 code for a protein of 362 amino acids. Gene Ontology annotation, biological process: positive regulation of inflammatory response; regulation of vascular permeability; cellular response to acidic pH. The record is from RefSeq and is marked validated.